This is a messenger RNA of Bubalus bubalis (water buffalo), 1579 nucleotides long. It is a transcript of the gene SNX15, whose product is annotated as sorting nexin 15. Gene Ontology annotation, molecular function: phosphatidylinositol binding. Lineage: Eukaryota; Metazoa; Chordata; Mammalia; Artiodactyla; Bovidae. The transcript is spliced from 8 exons. The coding region runs from base 79 to 1116 and encodes 345 amino acids. The record is from RefSeq and is a predicted model, not a curated record.
GAAGUGGGAGGGGGCGGGGGCGGGGGCGGUGUGGAGGAGGCGGAGGCCGGCGGUCAGCUCCGCUCCAAUUUGUUUGCCAUGUCCCGGCAGGCGAAAGACGACUUUCUGCGACACUACACAGUCUCCGACCCCCGGACCCACCCCAAGGGCUACACUGAAUACAAAGUGACGGCGCAGUUCAUCUCAAAGAGGGACCCGGAGGAUGUCAAAGAGGUGGUGGUCUGGAAGCGGUACAGUGACUUUCGAAAGCUGCACGGAGACCUGGCCUACACCCACCGCAACCUCUUCCGCCGCCUCGAGGAGUUCCCAGCCUUCCCCCGCGGCCAGGUGUUUGGCCGGUUUGAAGCCUCGGUGAUUGAGGAGCGGCGAAAGGGGGCCGAGGACUUGCUUCGCUUCACUGUGCACAUCCCCGCGCUCAACAACAGCCCCCAACUCAAGGAGUUCUUCCGGGGUGGGGAGGUGACACGGCCCUCCGAGGUGUCCAGAGACCUGCACAUCCUGCCCCCCCCUCUGAUUCCCACACCACCGCCUGACGAGCCCCGGGUCCAGCCUCAUGAGACCUGGUUGCCCCAGCCGCUUCCUGCAGAGAGAAGGGGCCUUGAGGAGUUGGAGGUGCCAGCGGACCCGCCACCAUCCAGCCCUGCUCAGGAGGCCUUGGAUCUCCUCUUUAACUGUGGGAGCACGGAGGAGGCAUCCAAUUCCCCUGCCCGAGGCCCCCUCACCGAGGCUGAGCUUGCCCUGUUCGACCCCUUCUCCAAGGAAGAAGGUGCAGGACCCAGUCCUACCCACAUAGGGGAGCUGGCAGCGUUGGAAGCAGAAUCUGGAAGGCCGGACCAGGAACCCUGGGAGCCAGGCGGACAAGCAGAGGAGGACGACGAGGACGGAGAGCCCGCCCCUGCCUAUCUGAGCCAAGCCACAGAACUCAUCACCCAGGCCCUACGGGACGAGAAGGCAGGCGCCUACCCUGCCGCUUUGCAGGGCUACCGGGACGGCGUGCACAUCCUGCUCCAGGGAGUUCCUGGUGACCCAUCACCUGCCCGCCGAGAGGGUGUGAAGAAGAAGGCGGCCGAGUACCUGAAGCGGGCAGAGGAAAUCCUGCAUCUGCAUCUGUCCUAACUCCCACCCCGAGAUGGGAGUGGACCCGUUCCCGGGACUCUGGCUCCAGCACUGCCAGCCACCCUCUUCUCUCCCUGGUGCCUGAUCUCCUGGUCCUGUAACUGGCUAUUUCUGUAUGUAACUGGACCAGGAAUGAGAAAAAUAAUGAAUUCUCAGCUCCCUGACAACACCUGCCACCUUGGAAUCAGGGACUCACAUGUCUGAUCCUGCCUGUUUCUAUCUUGAUAUGGGAGGCUGCAGCUCUGGUCCGUAAGCCAUCUGUUUAUCCAUCUAGAACCGGGGUCUGCAAACUACCGCCCACAGCCGGAUAUGCCCCACUGCCUUUUUUUGUAAGGCCCAUGAACUAGAAGAGUUUUUACUGUUUUUUAAUAGUUGAAAAAAUCCAAAAUAAUAAUAUUCUGUGACAGGUGAAAAUUAUAAUGAAAUUUAAGUAUCUAAAAAAUAAAAGUUUAUUGGAACGCAA